Messenger RNA from Leptinotarsa decemlineata (Colorado potato beetle), 3310 nucleotides. RefSeq lists its product as uncharacterized. NCBI's taxonomy places the organism in Eukaryota, Metazoa, Arthropoda, Insecta, Coleoptera, Chrysomelidae. Gene Ontology annotation, biological process: positive regulation of transcription by RNA polymerase II. The record is from RefSeq and is a predicted model, not a curated record. Gene Ontology annotation, cellular component: nucleus.
AGAACACAGAAUAAUAACUGUCGCAGUGAUUUUUUUAGCGUUGUUAUAUUUGUAGUUUAGUAAACACAUUAAUGCAGAAUGUCUGAUACCGGUUUGGUAAAUGUUAUAGUUUUUUACAUGUGGUGACCUGUGAGGUUUAAUCUAUUGAUAAGCGGUAACAAACAUGGAUAUAAUUGAUAAAGUUAAAAAAGAACCUUCGGAAGAAAAUGAAAUGUUAAGGGCAUUACUUAUGGGGGAAGGGAGUAUAAAACAAGAGCCUCUUCAUCCAGAAGGAGGAAUAAAACAGGAACCAGUCCAUCCAGAAGGUAGAAUAGAAGAGAAUGAAAAGAAUGGGCAACAAGUCUUCGAUGAAGAGGAAACAAAUAUCCCUUUUUUCUGUGUAAAUAAUAAUCUUCUUGAUGUGAAAUCUGAAGAUAUUCUCAUAGAUGCCAUAAAUAAUGAAAAAAGACCAGUUCCAGCCUUUGUCGCAAACAAUGAUCCUCUGAAUAUCAAAUCAGAAGAUACUAAUUUAAUAGUUCCCGAGGAAUCUCCCAAGAAUGGCAUGGUAGGAUCAAUUAUUGAGGCCGAAGAGACCAUUAAAAAGGAAUGGGGCAGUGGUCUUGAGGGAGGAAAUUCAACAAAUGCAUCAGUCUCUGGAUCUGAAAAUGAGAAACUUUUCGCCUGUGAAAUAUGCGGUCUAGCUUUUGCAUGGCCCAGUAGAUUGAAGAGGCAUGCAGUAGUUCACAAAAGCUCCUCGGAGGUUCCCAUGUAUCAAUGUGAAAAAUGUCCAUUCCAAACUAAGCAUAAAUAUAGUAUCGAAACACACAAUUCCAAUCUUCACGGAACGUCAUCACAGUUGAAAAAGUUCUCAUGUGAAAAAUGCAAAUAUGAAACUAACAGCAUAUCAUGCAUGAAAAAACACUACAUUUGGAAACAUUCGGGGUUUGCCGAGAAGAAGACAGAGAAGAAAGAUCUCGAAUGCGAAUCUUGUGAUUAUAAGACCAAAAAAAAAUAUCUGUUGAUCGCACAUUUGAGAAUUCACCAAUCGUCGACAGAACUAGACAUGUAUAAGUGUCCUCUCUGCCCAUAUCAGUCCAAACAUAAAUGUGGCGUUUCAAACCACAUGGUGAGGCACAAAAGUGUCUCUGAAACUCGAAUGUUCAAAUGCGAACUUUGCUCCUAUAAGUCCAAAUGGAGUCAUUGUCUGAGAAACCAUAUUAAAGUUCACGAAGAGAAUUCAGAACAUGUGACAAUCCGUAAAUGCGAAAUUUGUGAAUUCACAACGAACAAUAUAUACAGCCUGGAAACUCACAUGAAAUCACAUCAAGCGAAACCUAAAAGAACUUUCACAUGUUACACUUGUGGACAUCAAACUAAAGAAAAAGGUCAUCUUGUACGUCAUAUGUUGGUUCAUAAACCUUUAGGGCAACUGGAAUUGUUUGAAUGUGCUGUGUGUGGCUUUCGAACAAAAACUAAAAAGGGUUUGAGGAAUCACAUCAUGACUGUCCAUGGACCUGGGGCUAAUAUCCAGAUCAAACCAAACUUUUAAAUCACCUCAUUUCCAAAAUGUCAUCGAAUGAAAUUAUAAAAGUGGAUCGGAUUUUCUUAUUCAACUAUACUAAGUGACAAAGAAAGGUAAACACCUAUUUAUAUUGAAAAUAUUUUAAUGAUUUUUCACUUACAUACUUGACAGAUAAUAGCAAACAAACAAGUAAGUUUCCAGAGAAAUUGGAUGAUCUUGAAACCAGUGAAGUUCAGUAGUAUGUUGCAGAUCCUCGAUGUCUUAUACACUCGUGGACACAUCUGGGCGUAGUCCACACAUGUUCGAUUGGUGAAAGAUCGAGCGAUCUGGAUGGCCAUGGUAAGCAGUUAAUGUCAUGCUGAUCCAUGAAGUCUAGAGUUACCCUAGCGGUCUAGCGUUGUCUUGUUGAAAUAUGGGGUUCUCGAUGGACUCAACGAAGAGCUGUCAUGUUGCCUCUAAUGAAGACUGAAGGUGUCACCAUACCAACAGUAUGGUGAACAUUCCUCUCCACAUCAAACUGGGGAUCUUCUAUUUCUUGCUCGUCCAUCUUGCAUACCCAAACAAAAGCGAGAUUCAUGGCUGAAGACUACACAGUUCCACUGUUGAUACCAAUUUAUUCUGUCUCUGCACCAGUGUAAUCGGUUGCGUCAAUGCUCGAGAGUCAGUAAGAAACUUCUUAUUCGCCGGUAUACUAUACGUAUUCCAACAACUCUUUCUUGUUCUUCAAACCACUGAUUCGCAAUUGCCCUAGUAGAAAUGAACCGAUCCCUAAGAGCCAAAACUCUUAAUCGGCGAUCAUAACGCGCUGUUGUUCCCCUGCGACGACCGGUGCCCCUAGUACGGAAAGGUCGAUUGGUUCUUCUUGAAAUUUCUCUAACUGAAAAACCUGCCUCACGUAAGCCAACGAAUCAUCCUCUCUCAAAAUCACUAAGUUGAGGAAUAGGACGAAGUCUUCGCAAUCGAGGCAUAGUGUUAACAAUACGAAACACUUCACAACGAACUCUUUAACAGUUAAAGCACAAAUAAGAAUAAAAAUUAGAGAAAUGGUCAAUGCUCACACAAAAAAAAACUGGUCAGAAUAGCUUCUGAUACGACUGAAAUUUUACUGGCAAAACAUUAUUGAAAUAUUUUCAAUAUAAAUGGGUGUUUACCCUUCUUUGUCACUUAGUAUAUAAUCAACAAAUAAUAUAAAAUUAAAGUCAGUAUUUAAAUAGAUAUCUGAAAUUUGCAGUCCCUUCAUUCUUAACCUGAGAGAGAAAUAUGUUUACUGUCCUUAGGAAACAGGGUCCUGUUAACAAACGUUAUUGACCUAUGUUAAAAACAAUAUUGUUGUACCCUAAAGAAAAUUGCGCCGUCCGCCACUGGUAUACAUAAACCAAUAGUGACGCGCUCAGUCCGACUGACGCUUCGUGAAUUUUCGAUGUUCGCUGCCGUUCUAGAUGUGUCGAGAAAAAUUCCACCGGCCUCCAUGGAAUUCCGAUGAAUUUUCUGCCGCCUUCGAUUGCCGAAUAUAAACGCGUUAGAUACACUCGCCUAUCGGGACAGUCAAGUUUCGCUGACAGUGCGGUGCAGUGCGAUAUAAUAAGGCAGUAGACUAUUGAAUAAUAGUUGAAGUUAUAGUUCAAGUGUUUUGUUUUAUUGAUGAUGAAAUAAAGUUAAGUGAGAUUAUUGUUCAGAGCAGUCAAUUAUUGGUAUUCCCACGGGAAUAACGUAACAAUAUGAAAGUAAUCACUAAAAUUGUAUCUAUUCAAAAUAAAGUAUAUCAUGUACAGUGUAGUAAAGCGAAUACAUGAAAAUACGAGAAAAUUA